Austrofundulus limnaeus is the source of this 1196-nucleotide messenger RNA. It is a transcript of the gene ccdc28a, whose product is annotated as coiled-coil domain containing 28A. The record is from RefSeq and is a predicted model, not a curated record. Bases 363 to 941 code for a protein of 192 amino acids. The transcript has 5 exons. Lineage: Eukaryota; Metazoa; Chordata; Actinopteri; Cyprinodontiformes; Rivulidae.
GUUGGUGGCGGUAAUGCACCAUCACAGUUGGUUUGCCAACCGCCAACAAGAAGAAGAAGAAGGCUCGCUCGAGCUAGCUGGUUAGCAUGCGAGUUACAAACGAAAAUAGAUACGAUUUAACAAAUUUUGUAAUUAUCGGGACAGUUUGUUUUAUGUAGUGCUUCGGUUUGGUUAGCUUUUUGUGUGGUUCCACAUAGGUCCAUCGGCUUGUGUUUGAACCAUGUCAUCCGAAUUUUGUGCUUUUAGAGUUAAAAAUUAGUCGGCUAAGUUGUUGGAGCUAACGUUAGCCGGUGUUGUUCCAGUUGGUGUCAACGUUAGGUGCCUCUCGCUAAACAGACAACACGGCGGCGUAACAUGAAGUUAUGGAAGAGAGAAGGCUAAAGAGAAAGAGUACGAAGACCUCCACCAACACAGCGGCUCCGACGGGAGGCUCCGGCCGGAAGAGCAGCGCUUCCUCCGGGGGACGGCAUAUCGGCUUCAGCCACAGCACGGCCACUGGUUCCAGCCAAAAGAACAGGAGCAGGCGGGGAAUCAAGGAUAAGCCCAAAUAUCAGCCAGGUUUGGGUGGUAAAGCUGCACAGAACCAGAGCCAGGCAGCUCCUACCAUCCAACACUCGUUUCUGACUGAUGUGUCAGAUGUGCAGGAGAUGGAGAAUGGCCUUCUCAGUCUUCUCAACGACUUCCAUUCAGGGAAACUACAGGCGUUUGGCAAUGAAUGCUCCAUUGACCAGAUGGAGCACGUAAGAGAGAUGCAGGAGAAGCUGGCACGCUUGCACUUUGACCUCUAUGGUGAGGUUGACGAAAUGCCCAAGGAUCAGAGGAAAACAGCCUGUGACACCAACAUGGACAAGUUGCUACUUAAUCUUGAGGAGCUGAGUUCUUCGAUUCAGAAGCUGAAUCUAGCCGACACUCAAGAAAUCCAGAGGACUUCCAGUGUGUGAUGUUUUUCUUUUUCUUCUUUCUUUUUGCUUCUUCUCUUUUUUUAAAUUUAUUUUAACCACUUGGAACCUGUGUAACAGAUGAGUUAAAACAAGUUUAUAGGCACUUCUUUUGCUGCAUUUUAACAGAAACAAGAGUGAAUCUGAUCAGAUAUUUUACAUAUGUUCACCAGCUGCUAAAAGCAAAGUACUUCUAAAGAUAUUUUACUAAUAAACAAGAUGUCAUUCUGUAAUUCAGCUAAAAGAAGUUACAACAAA